Molecule: messenger RNA, 4120 nt
Organism: Phlebotomus argentipes
Lineage: Eukaryota; Metazoa; Arthropoda; Insecta; Diptera; Psychodidae
Product: leucyl-cystinyl aminopeptidase
Exons: 9
Coding region: 141-3317 (1058 amino acids)
Biological process (GO): peptide catabolic process; proteolysis
Cellular component (GO): cytoplasm
Molecular function (GO): zinc ion binding; metalloaminopeptidase activity; peptide binding
Source: RefSeq, a predicted model, not a curated record
AGCGCGAGGGGAAAAGCAAGGCAGCAGCAUUGGCCGAUCAGAAGAAGGCGAGUGGUCCUGUGAAGGUGUCCGUGGUGGGCAGUAGUGGCGGAAAUCAGGCUGGAAACUCUUCGAAAGUUUGGCGGCGGGAGAGAAUUGAAAUGACUGAGCCGGAAUUGGACGACAUUGCCUUCCUCACAGGCACAGGAGAGGCGCCGAGCGUGAGGAAAAACCGCGAUGGCGUCGCAAUGUGCUCGCAGAAGAAGGCGAUUUGUGUCACGGCCAUCGUGAUGGGAGCCCUCGUGGCCACUGCGCUCAUCAUUGCCUACGCUGGACCGCAAAAUGAGUGUCCUUGUGCGGGGAAGAUGCCUGCCGACUACUUUCUCAACAAGUACAACAACUCCGAGCCCUUCAACCCCAUCGCCACCAACGGGCAGCCCUUCCCGUGGCUGCAGCUGGAGCUGCCGACGGCCGUGCGGCCGCUGCGCUACGUGCUCACCAUCCAUCCCAACCUCACGAAUCUGGACGUGAAGGGACAGGUGACGGUGGAGUUCCACGUGGAGCGCGAGACGAGCUUCUUGGUGCUGCACUCGCAGGAUCUCAACAUCACGGAGAGGGCGAUAAUUGGGCCGAAGGGAUUCGCCCUGAAGAUCAACCGGCUGCUGGAGUAUCCGCCGCGGCAGCAGCUGUAUCUGGAGGUGAAGGACAAGCUGCGCAAGAAGGUCAACUACACGCUGAAUCUGCGCUGGUAUUCGAAACUGGUGCCGGAUCCGGAGGGCUUCUACGUGGAUGCGUUCAGCGACGAGACCGGCGCCAGGCGCAUCCUCGCGGCCACGGUGUUCAAGUCCGGCGGCGCCCGGAAGGCGUUUCCCUGCUUCGACGAGGCGCACUUGCGGGCGCCUUUUCGCAUCUCCGUGUUCCGCGAUCGCUUCCACAUCGGCCUGUCCAACUCCAUUGUCCAUGCCACGGACGACGUGGGCUUCUACAUGGGCACUGGGCUGCUGCGCGAUGACUUUUUCGAGACGCCGCCCCUGCCGCCUGACGCCGUGUCGUGGGUCGUGAGCGAUUUCCAUCGCAGCACUCUCGAGGCGUCUGCAACAUAUCAAACGGUGCGCACGACGCCGGCCACGGUGGCCACCACGAGCCGGCCGGCGGAUCUCAGGACUGACAAGAGGCCUAUCAAGAGCAAGUCCAUCCUCAUCAAGUCCCUCCACAUCCUGCCGCCCAUCAACAGGACGAAGACGCCACCGCCGGAAGCGGAGCACCGCAACAGCACGGAGAACGGCACGAUCAGUGACACGGGAGAGAUCGUCACGGCGCCCACGUACACCUUCUACGCCGCCAAGGACCUGCUGGAGAAGAGUGACUUCCUGCUGCACACGUCGCGCGACGUGCUGGAGUAUCUGCAAACGUGGCUGGGAACGCCUUAUCCGCUGACCAAAUUGGACUUUGUCGCUCUUCCCUCACUCGAGGAGGACAUCAUGAGCAGUCUUGGCCUUAUCACGAUCCGAUCGUCCUUUCUGCAUGACUUUGACUCGCUGCAGACCAAGGAGUAUCACCUGGCGACACUCAAAGUGGCCGAGGCCAUCAUCAAGCAGUUCUUCGGCGGCGUGACGUCGCCACAGGUGUGGAAGCACAACUGGCUGUGGCAGGGACUGAUCAAGUACUUGGGACGAUCGGUGCUGUGCCAAUUGCAGCCGCAGUGGCCGCUGGACGAGAUGCAUCUCAUGGAGACGACCAUGAAGUCUCUGGAUGUGGACGCCAUUGAGGGCUGGGCGAGUGUUCUCGACGGCAGUCGCGAUGAUGGGAACAAUGAGGACUUCUAUGUGGACAAGUCAGCCGCGAUUCUCGCCAUGCUGCAUUAUGCGCUCGAGGAGAACAACUUCAGGCUGUGUCUGGGCGGAUUUCUGCACGCGCACAGAUUCCAGACGGCCGAACCGACUGAGUUGUGGACAAUGUGUGGGAAGCAGAUGAACAACACGAAGAACAUCAAGGAGAUGAUGCAUCUGUGGACGUCCCACUCGGGAUUUCCGCUGGUGACUGUCGGUCCGAUUGAGGGUGGAAACUUCACAAUCUCCCAAAUGCCCUUCGCGCCCGCCGAAUUCCACGCCAUCACCGAUGAAUCACUGCUGCCGCACAAUCUGUCCAGCACCACAACGACCACAACCACACCAGCACCCGUGAAUGCCAAGAGAAUCAUCUCCCAAUGGAUCUUCCCCGUGAGUUUCGUCACGAAUCUCAACAAAACCUGCCCACAAACAGUCUGGCUGCACUCGAAUCAGACCGAAAUCCAUCUGGAUCCCAGCGUCACGUGGAUCAAGCUGAACACUGGCCAGAACGGAUACUACAGGGUUCUCUAUGCGGACCAGAAUUGGAAUAAUUUGAUAGAUGAGCUGAAGAAGAAUCACAGAGCUUUCACGGCGAACGACAGAAUUGGCCUCGUGUCUGAUGUAUUCACGCUGUGCCACGCGAGUCUGAUGCCCUGCACAAUCACGAUGAAUCUCAUCACAUACUUGCCGAAGGAGGCCAAUUGGGGCCCACUCACCACCGGCCUGAAGCAUCUGGAGCAGUGGCGGAAGAUCCUCAAGUACUCUGAGUGCUUCUUCUUGCUGGCGGAGUUCGUCAGAGGCAUUCUCACGCGCUCCAUCGCUGGCUUGGGGUGGAAGAACAACGGCACAGAUUCUGCAAAACUCUUGAGGCCUGAAGUGCUUCAGGCGUCAGUUCUGUGGGAGGAUAUGGACGCCAUAAAGCAAUCGAAGCAGAUUCUGCACUUGUAUCUGACCAAUGGAACGGAAAUUCCGUCUAAUCUGAGGGAAGUCAUCUACACUGGAGCCGUCCUGUCCGGGGAAUUUCAGUACUGGCAAUAUUGCUGGGAUCGCUUCAAUGUUCUCCUGAGCCAGAAUGAGGGUGACGAAGAGAGAAUGGAGCUGCUGCGGGCGCUUGGGGAGACCAAAGAUGCCUGGCUCCAGAAUCGUCUGCUGUCGCAAGUGAUCACGCUGCCGUCGGCUGAGCUCGUGCAGGUCCUGCAGGUGAUCGCCGGCACGCCGACUGGCGGUGCCAUGGCGUGUCGCUUCCUGCAGGCCAAGUGGAAUGAUUUGCAGGCCAAAUUGGGCGCCGGCAGUGAACAGUUCGCCCAAGUAAUCACGGCGAUCACGCAAUUCGGCGCCACGAAGUUUGACUAUGAAGAGCUGAAGUCUCUGGUGGAGAGAUUCGGCUACGGUCCUGGCAUGAGAGUCCUCAACAUGACGCUGCGCAGCGUGGCCACGAACGUCGAGUGGGUGAGUCGAUCACAACGUGAACUGUCCUCCUGGCUCGAGGCCUUCGAGCACGCGCAAUAAUAUCAUUCCUGAAUGUCCACAGCGACAGCCUAUUCCAAAAAUGGCGUGGAGCAACUUUAACGUAAUUUUACCAAAAAAAAAUCAUUUCUGUCCUAACAUAGCUAGAUAGUGGGUGAGUGUGUGCGUGUGCGUGUAUAAAGGGUGCGAAAGCAUGAGAAGAGAAUAGCUUGAAAGGGGUUUUUGAGAAGAGAAAAGAAGAAAAGGUAAGAGAAUUUUCGCGGGCGAUGUAAAAUCAACUAAUGCACAAUUAACAUUUUUCUAUAUAAACCUAUUUUGAACAAGUGACAAAAAUGAUAAAAAAAAAUCUUGGAAAAAAAGACAUUUUUGAUGAGGACUUUUGUGUGAAAAUAUGUGUAAAAAUAAGAUGAUAAAGUGAAGCUAGAGAAAAAUAUUUAGCUCUAAUUGAAGAACGAUAUUUAGGAAAAAAGAGAAACAGAAGAGAUAUAUAUUAUUUUUUCCAGAAAAAAAUGUAGUGAAAGAAUCUUGUAAAAGGGAAAAGAAACUUGUAUAAUCGUAAGAAAUUUCCACAAACAAUCUCUGUAUAGUGACAAACCAGAAAAAAGAAACAGCUGGCUUUUCCUUCGGUAUAUAAUAAUAAUUGUAAAAGUCUCCUUGAUAAAGAUCGCGAUUGUAACAUUAAUUUCACGUUGAUUUACUAUUUUGUUUGUUUUUUUUUAACUCACACAGAAGAUGGGAAAUCAUUAAAACCUCAGAGAUCAUUCUAAAGGAUGUAUUCUUAAGCGCAAAAGUCUCUUGUAAUAACACACAUUAAGGAAAAGAAAUAACUAGGAAAGAGCUGUGAA